AUGUCUCAGACACCAGGCCCAUCCACAAGACUCCGGUCCUCAAGACAAAACACCCCACUGCCGGUCACAGCACCACCAGGCACCAAGCAGAAGCCGACGGCACUCCCAGCAGCAUCGGUAGGCAUCAGCUCCGGCUACGGUGCACCUGGCAAACCAGUCAUCAGGACACAAAUCGCCACUGAGACCACAAAUCUGACAACGCUACUGCAGAAUGCUCGCGAACCACCUCCAGCCAUUGAAGAAGAACAAGCAGAUGCGGACGCCAUCGGAGUGGCUGCUCAAGCUAGCAAGACCACAUCUCGCCGUGCCCCUGGCCGCCCCAGCACAGCUACUCGUCGUCAGCGAGCUACAGGCAGUCUGCUCAAUGGAGAUGCCGACCUGCUCCCCCAACCACGUCGUGUACCCUCGCGCCUUGCUGAAGUCCCUCCAGCUGAUAUGUCAAUGAAUGGCGACGGGGAUGGCACAGCCCUGCGCAACGCGACCUUCAUCGACCACAAUGCUGGCUACGGUGGCCGUGGUGGCGUCCCCGACUACGAGCCCGGUAAUAUCGCACUUGCGGCGCAUACACUGCCUCGAUACAUCCCUCAGGUUCUCCGAGACUUUAACAAAGAUCUCUGGUCUUUCCUGAAGGCCGUCGGCGCUAUCUGUCUCAUCGUCAUCUCUACUCUUCUGGCCUUGGCUUCCAUCUUCAGUGUCUGCUACGGUCUCGCCUUCACUGUCGGCGCCGUCUACAAAGGCUCUUCGAUCGGCAGUCAUCUUGCUGCCUGGACUGGACGUUCAGCAACUCCACCACUCACUGAGAUGGAGAGGAUGUGGAUCGAAUUCCGCUCGGCUCACGACCAGAGAGAACUUCUUCGAGACCAGGAUCUCAACAAGACCAGAGUCGACUUCCUGCAGUCCGUCGCCAUCCGCAUGCUCGAAGGCCGCAUGAGCGAGUGGGACAGGAUCCAUACCCUCAACGAGAAGACGAUGAAGCGCCUCGAGAGAAUGCUACCGUCAGACAUGGCAGCUGAGAUGGUCGAUGGCCACCUUGUCAUUCCAGACCGCUUCUGGCAGGCUCUGCAAGACAAACUCACCAACAACGGUUCGGCUCUGUGGCGUGCAUUCUUGGAUUCGAAUUGGGAUGGCGUGCAGGAGGUGACUGAUAAGCGUGUGGCCAACUCGCUAGCAAAUCUCAAGAACCAGAAGCAAAUCGUCUCCCCAGCAGACUUUGCAGAAGCUGUCGGCAAGAACUACGCCUACAUGGAGAGCCAUUUCAAAGAAGAGAUGCGCACAGCCGAACGCACCAUGGUCGCCGACUUUCGCCGCGUCGCCUCCGAAUCAGCCAGUGACGCCGUAGCCACCAAGAUGACCGACCUCUUCUCCAGCAGCCAGCUCGAACUCCUCGCCAAAGCAAAUCAAGUCCGCAACACCUACGAAGCCCUCCGCCAAGUCAACUUCUUCUCACCCGGUCAUGGCGCCCGAGCAGUCCCCGUCAACACCUCCCCAACAUACACCAAAGGCAAGAACAGCUGGCAGAAGUGGUUCUACCCGGCUCACCCACCGAUCGCCGCCUUACAACGCUGGGAGGAAGCUACAGACUGCUGGUGCGCCACCCCCUCGACCGACAUGGGCAACGCUCAACUCACAGUCAAAAUGGGCCACACCAUCUUCCCCGACAAACUCAUCAUCGAACACAUCCCCAGCCAAGGCACCCUCAACAUCAGCACCGCGCCCCGCGAACUCGAAAUCUGGAUCGAGAAACCCGUCAACAGCCCCAACACCGCCGAGCAAAUGCGCGAGACGAUGCGCGAGCAGGGUAUCUCGAGCGAUUAUUGCGGUACUCCACCUAGCAACAAUCAUGUUUGUAUUGGGGCGGGAAAGUACGAUAUCCAUACGCAGAAUACCGUGCAGAGUAUCCCCAUGUUCGUGGACACGAGUCUGUUGGGUUUGGCGGCGAAGACGAUGACGAUCAGGGUGUCGAAGAAUUGGGGUGGAGAGGCGACUUGUCUUUAUCGGUUGCGAAUGACGGGUGCGAGGGUUGAGCCUACGAGUUGA
Molecule: messenger RNA, 2037 nt
Organism: Recurvomyces mirabilis
Lineage: Eukaryota; Fungi; Ascomycota; Dothideomycetes; Mycosphaerellales; Teratosphaeriaceae
Exons: 1
Coding region: 1-2037 (678 amino acids)
Cellular component (GO): nuclear envelope; meiotic nuclear membrane microtubule tethering complex
Molecular function (GO): protein-membrane adaptor activity
Source: RefSeq, a predicted model, not a curated record